AUGGAACAGCGGUUCCAGAAAGACCCUGAGUUGAAAAAGCUUUAUGUUGAGUUCAUUAACGAAUACAAGAGCCUCAACCACUGUGAACCAAUCGAUGAAUCACAGGAUCCUCCUAAUCUUGUGAAGUACUACCUUCCUCACCAUGCGGUGUUGAAGCCGAGCAGCUCUUCAACGAAGUUAAGAGUUGUGUUUGAUGCUUCGCCGAAGGCAAAGGGGCCUUCUUUGAAUGACUGUUUGAUGAUUGGUCCAGUGGUUCAAAACGAUCUCUUUUCCAUAAUCCUACGUUUUCGCAAACAUCGCUAUGUGUUCUCCGCCGACAUCAGUAAGAUGUACCGCCAAAUUCAAGUAGACCGUAUCCACACACCAUUGCUUCGAAUUUUCUGGAGAGAAAAUCCUACCGAUCCGUUGCAGGUUCUUGAAUUAACGACGGUGACCUACGGCACAUCUGCUGCGCCAUUCUUGGCCACAAGAUCGCUUCAACAGCUUGCUUUCGAUGAAAGCACUCGCUAUCCGUUUGCCGCUCAGAUUGUUCUUGAAGAUUUUUAUGUUGAUGAUGCCCUGACCGGUGCUGAAACGAUUGAAGAGGCUAUUCAACGUCGUGUAGAGCUUACAGAAAUCCUUAACUGUGGAGGAUUUCCGAUCCACAAAUGGUGUUCUAAUGAACCAGCCAUUUUGGAGACCGUUCCAGAGAAGGAUAGGGAACAGUUUCUGUCGUUCGAAGAUUCAGACAUCAAUCAGGCUAUCAAGACGCUAGGCCUGCUUUGGGAUCCAGCAGAGGAUGUUUAUCGCUUUCGUUUGGAUCUCCCUAGUCUCGGUGGCUGUUCACCGACUAAACGAAACGUCCUGUCGCAAAUUGCGAAAAUCUUUGACCCUCUGGGUCUCAUUUCGCCUGUUGUUGUUUUCGCGAAGAUCAUCAUGCAGCAAAUUUGGAUGAGUAAACUGAAAUGGGAUGAUGUUUUGGAUGGUAAGUUGCUGCAAGCAUGGAUUGUGUUUCGGGACACUUUGAAUCACAUACACGAGAUCAAGAUCCCACGGUUUUUCGGUGCAGUUAAUCCCGUUCGUUAUGAGAUUCAUGGAUUUGCGGAUGCGUCCAGUGUAGCGUAUGGAGCGUGUCUGUACAUUCGCGUGGUCGCUCAGGAUGGAGUGAAAGUGUCGCUUAUAUGCAGUAAGUCGAAGGUUGUUGCAAUCAAAGGAUUGACAAUCCCUCGGUCUGAGCUUUGCGCUGCCUUGUUGCUCGUUCGAUUGUUUUUGAAGGUGUAUCCGGCUGUGAAAAUGGAGUUUGAAUCCGUGCAUUUCUGGUCGGACAGUCAAAUUGUCUUAGCGUGGCUGCGGAAACCUCUACCGCAACUGAAUCUGUUCGUUCGCAAUCGAGUAUCAGAGAUCGUUGAAGGUUCAUCUGGUGCCGAUUGGAAUUACAUCAAAUCUGCCGAAAACCCGGCUGACGUCGUUAGUCGUGGUCAACCUCCUCAGUUGUUGGUGUCGAAUGACCUGUGGUGGCAUGGACCACAGUUCUUGCGUAGUCGUACCUACCGAGUUGAUGAACCCAUGCUUAUUUCCGAUGAUGAACUUCCGGAAUGGAGUCCAGUUACCAAUGCCUCUGCAGUGUCCGUGCCGGAGCCUCUCCCAGUGAUGACGGCCUUCGGUUCUUUUCGAAAACUACAACGUGUGAUAGCGUAUGUGCGAAGGUUUGUAACGAAUGCGAGAUCCGCUAAAUCGCAACGAAUCACGUCGCGAUAUCUAACCGUACAGGAGAUGCGUGAAUCGAUGAAUGUGAUUGUGAAGUACGUCCAGAGAAGCGAGUUUGCAGAUGAGAUCGGUCGUCUUGAAUCGAAAGAACCGUUGCGUCGUCUGGGUAACUUGGGUGUAAUGAUGAGAAACGAUAUCUUGAGAGUUGGUGGUAGGUUGAGGAAUGCCAGUCUGCCUUUCGGUGCGAAGCACCAGAUGUUGCUACCGGAUAAAAACCCGAUUGUCGAAUCGCUGUUGAGAACGCUGCACAGAGAGCUGUUGCACAUUGGUCCGUCCGGUCUAAUCGCUUACGUACGUCAGAAGUUUUGGUUGUUGAAUGCUAGAUCUGUGGCGCGAAAGAUCGUUCGUAGUUGCGUUGUUUGUUUCCGUUGUAGUCCGCAGUUGUUGCAACCGUCGAUGGGUGAUUUGCCACAGGCGCGUGUUGUUCCUGCUCCACCGUUUUUUAAGUCCGGUGUUGAUUUCGCCAGUCCAGUCUUUAUUCGUCAAGGGGGAAGAAAGUCCACUCUUGUUAAGGCCUACAUUUGUCUAUUCGUUUGUAUGGCCACAAAGGCGAUCCACCUAGAAUUGGUUUCGGAUCUGUCCGCCGCAGCGUUUGUGGCUGCGCUGCACCGCUUUGUUGCUCGCCGUGGCCUGGUCGAAGAGUUGUUCUCGGACAAUGGGUCCAAUUUCGUCGGCGCUAAGUCCGAACUGCAUAGUUUGUAUGAGUUGUUCAAAAGCGAUCAACUGCAGGGUAAGCUAAACGAGUUUUGCCAGACCCGUGAGAUUAGAUGGACGUUUAUCCCUCCCCGUGCUCCGAAUUUCGGCGGUUUGUGGGAGGCGGGUGUAAAAAGCACCAAAACCCACCUUAAAAAGGUCCUCCGUGAUGCUUCUUUGACGUUCGAGGAGUAUUACACCGUUUUAACGCAGAUUGAGGCCAUCCUCAAUUCGAGGCCUCUGUUUUCCUCCUCUGCAGACCCCAACGAGCCUGAGGCGAUUACUCCGGGCCACUUUCUAAUCGGUCGCGAAUUGACGGCCAUUCCAGAGCCAAAUCUGGAGGAUACGAAACUCAAUCGAUUGUCUCGUUGGCAGCUCGUUCAGCGGAUUCGUGAUCAUUUUUGGAGACGUUGGUCUCGGGAGUACUUGAACACUCUACAAACUAGGCAGAAAUGGACGAAGGGUUGCAAGAAUGUUAUUCCAGAUACGGUAGUGUUGUUGAAGGAAGACAACAUUCCUCCGCAGUCGUGGAAGUUAGGUCGUAUUGUAAACGUCUACCCAGGUUCCGAUUCGGUUGUUCGUGUCGCAGAUGUCCAAACGGUUAACGGUGUUUUCCGUCGUCCUAUCUCGAAACUCGCCCCUUUGCCCAUUGAACAAAAUCCCCAAUAG
Messenger RNA from Aedes albopictus (Asian tiger mosquito), 3108 nucleotides. RefSeq lists its product as uncharacterized. Gene Ontology annotation, biological process: DNA integration. The record is from RefSeq and is a predicted model, not a curated record. Gene Ontology annotation, molecular function: nucleic acid binding. The transcript has a single exon. The coding region runs from base 1 to 3108 and encodes 1035 amino acids. NCBI's taxonomy places the organism in Eukaryota, Metazoa, Arthropoda, Insecta, Diptera, Culicidae.